AUGGGCGAUAAGGCUUUACUGAUUACUAACGAACAUGGCAAAGGACCUUUCCGACACUAUUCAACAAAAGAGUCCGCUACAAAAGGACCAUGGUACUGCGGAAUUAUGUUUCUGCUCUUCUGGGCAGUUCUAUUUUUCUCAGUAGUUUUUCCUCUUUUCUUUCGCCUGCCCACUGUUCUACAUCCCGAGGAGGACUCCGGAAAGGGAAAGUUCAUUGGAGAACGUGCUUACAAGACUCUGAAUGAUCUAAAUAAUAUUGGACCCAGGGUGACAGGCAGUAAUGCUAAUGAAGUUGACACCAUUAAUUUUCUACUAAAUGAAAUAGAAGACAUAAGAGCAAAUAUGUUAGAGGAAUACUUUACUUUGGAAACCGAUGUUCAAAUAACCUCGGGAUCCCACAUCUACAGUUCGCUUUUGGAAAUGUACCAAGGAGUUCAAAAUGUCGUGGUCAAGCUGUCCUCAAAAAACUCUACAAGCGAGUCUUACCUCUUGGUCAAUAGUCACUUUGAUACUGUACUUACUUCCCCAGGAGCAAGUGAUGAUGGAUUUAUGGUUGCCACCAUGCUGGAGGUGCUUCGUGUGAUGGCCACAUCUGAAAAGUACUUUGAACAUCCCGUCGUCUUUCUCUUCAAUGGUGAUGAGGAAAUGGGCAUGCAGGCCUCUCAUGGUUUCAUAACUCAACAUAAAUGGGCUAAGAACUGCAAAGCGUUUAUUAAUCUGGAAGGUGCUGGAGGUGCUGGCCGUGAGAUUGUUUUCCAAACAGGACCUUAUCAUCCAUGGCUAACCAAUUACUACAAGAAAAGUGCCAAACAUCCAUUUGCCACAACUUUGGCUGAAGAGAUCUUCCAAUCCGGCCUAAUACCUUCUGAUACGGAUUACCGAAUUUUCGUACAGUAUGGCGACAUUCCAGGAUUUGACUUUGCUCAGAUGAUCAAUGGCUACGUUCUUCACUCAAAAUAUGACAGAAUCGAUGUCAUUCCUCGGGGGGCUAUUCAGAAUAGUGGAGAUAAUGUUCUAGAACUUGUCUGGGCUUUAUCUAAUGCCCCUGAAAUGCGUGAUACUAAUGCGUAUAGAACAGGACAUGCAGUCUUCUUUGACUUCCUAGGACUAUACUUUUUCAACUACACCGAAGAUACCGGAAAGAUUCUGAAUUAUAGCGCUGGUGUGGUUACGCUGCUUUUGAUCCUAGUAUCAGCGUGUCGCAUGUCAGCUUUCUCGAAUUUGUCCUGUUGCCAGGUGUUGCAACGCCUCAUUAUCCUGUCAGUUGUUCAGAUCAUUGCUCUUGUAUUCGCAAUGGGAAUUCCCUUAACUAUAGCUUACGUCAUUGAUAAUUUCGGAUUAUCCUUGAGUUACUUUAGCGCCACAUAUCUGAUCAUCGGCUUGUACAUUUGCCCAUCGCUAUUUGGUUUAAGUCUUCCAACCAUGAUUUACUAUCAAUUACAGCAAAAUAGCUAUGUGUCCUUUACCUACCAUCUUCAGUUGGGACUACACAGCUGGGCACUUAUUGUAUCUGGUCUUGUGUUAAGCCUAACUGAGUAUGGAAUACGCUCCGUUUAUAUCCUCACGAUCAUUCUAGUUUUCUAUGCGAUUUCUUUGGCUUUAAAUUUAUUGACAACAUUCCACGAUAGUGGCUACAACUGGACAUGGUUGCACAUAUCCAGCCAAGUGAUACCUUUCUUAAAUAGCAGCUAUGUUAUUUAUAUUUACUUAUUAACUAUGCCAGCUAUCAGUGGCCGCUCUGGAAGUGCAUCGAAUCCUGACAUUAUUAUAUCCGUCUUAUCGGCGUUACUCACAGUGCUAUGCUUCGGAUUUUUGGCUCCUCUAAUCAACAUGUUUCGCCGACCAUCCAUCGUGGUAUUUUCCCUGUUUUUAGUCAGUGCUAUUGCCAUGUACUUAGCCAGUUGUACUCAGAUUGGGUUUCCUUAUCGACCCAAGACUAACCCAGAGCGAGUCAUGUAUCAGCACGUACGAAAAAUCUUUUACGAGUACGAUGGAAGUAUCAGCCAGGAUGAAUCCGGCUAUUUGUUUAACUUCCAAGACAGAAGAGAAGAUCAACCUUAUACCGGAGUAAAUUUAACGGGUUCGACGAAAACUAAAUCAGAGUGUGAAAAACACAUGAUGUGUGGUCUGCCCCUGUUCGAUGAGAGGUGGGUGGGAAACCGUCUACAGGGAAUGUGGUUACCUCGCGAGACUAUCGAGCCACCAUCUUCAACUACUCUUGAGCUCCUGAACAAAACGGUGUUGGAAAAUAAUAAAACUGUGCGGUUUAACUUCCGAUUAUCGGGGCCACCACACUUGAAUUUAUAUAUUCAACCUCGUGAGGAUGAUUUCGUGACUAUAACGGACUGGUCAUUCUCACAGGAUUAUCUUAAAAAUCCGCCAAUUACUCCACUAUCCUACCAUAUAUUUAUUACUUUUGGCAUUGUUAAGCCGCCUCUGGAAUUCUUUCUAGAUAUUUCGAAACCUAGUGGUGACUUUAAUGUGCCUCUCUUUCAAUUGGGAGUAUCGGGACAUUACCUAGAUGACGAGGGUGAUACGAGCAGUCAAAAGUUUGCCUCAACAUUCCCAUCGCAUACAGUAUUAAUCCAUUGGCCUUCCUUAUAUCAAAGAUAUAUUUUCUAA
Molecule: messenger RNA, 2622 nt
Organism: Drosophila nasuta
Lineage: Eukaryota; Metazoa; Arthropoda; Insecta; Diptera; Drosophilidae
Product: endoplasmic reticulum metallopeptidase 1-like
Exons: 10
Coding region: 1-2622 (873 amino acids)
Biological process (GO): proteolysis
Molecular function (GO): metalloexopeptidase activity
Source: RefSeq, a predicted model, not a curated record